GGAGCCAAUCAGAGAAUCGGCUCCCUCCGGGCGCGAGCAGUCGCGCCACCGGCCCGCGGCCGUUACUGGUGGCGCGCGCGGGGACUCAAAGUAGGUGAGUUCUGGGGGGCCUUGCCCACAGCUCCCCGGGUGCCAUCUUGGUUCUCCCGGAGGGCGGGAGGGGCGUGCCUUGGGUGCGACUGGGCGGAGGAGAUUUGGAAGUUUGCUUCUCGGAUUAUAAUAUUCAUCUUUACUUGACGCCCCUCCCCGAGUUUAGGUAUGAAGACACAGGGAGACGUUAGGCCAGGAGGGAACCCACUGGGAUGGGGAUCAAAGAUGGUGGCCCAUUGGAUUGGAGCCAAGGGUCAUGGGCACCCGCUGAGUUCGCCAGUCUUAAUGACGGAGUUGGUACUAUCUCCAAGGAGGCGUCCCACUUUCCCUUCCUGUCAACAGUUUCCCUCUAUGGUGGCAUCUUGCUAAGUGAAUUCCGUCCAUGCUAUUUUGAGUUUUCAUCUUUCAUUUGUUCUUUCAUCAGGAGGGCUGGGUGAAUUUUAUGUUUCGUUCGUGAAUAUACCCUGAAUACUUCGAACGGUACCAGGUGCACAAUGACUACUCUUGAAGGAAUAUGAUGGACCCCAGGGGAAAAGACACUUCUGCUGGUCCAGUUCUCGAAGGGAUGUGUGAAGGCAGAAAGGGAAAGUAACGGUUACAAUAUGGUGAGAAGUGUUAGGAUAGUUUCAAGUCCUUUCACCAUUGCGGAACACAUUAUGGAGGACACUCAGGCUAUUGACUGGGAGGCUGAAGAAGAGGAGGAGACAGAGAGACCCAGUGAAUCCUUGGGGUGUAACUUGGCGCCCGUAGGGCGACUGCGUAUCUUCAGUAGUGCCUAUGGACCAGAAAAAGAUUUCCCACUCUACCUCGGGAAGAAUGUGGUAGGCCGAAUGCCUGAUUGCUCUGUGGCCCUGCCUUUUCCAUCCAUCUCCAAACAACAUGCAGUGAUUGAAAUCCUGGCCCGGGACAAGGCACCUGUCCUCCGGGAUUGUGGGAGCCUCAAUGGGACUCAAAUCCUGAGGCCUCCUAAGGUCCUAAGCCCUGGAGUGAGUCAUCGUCUGAGAGACCAGGAGUUGAUUCUCUUUGCUGACUUGCCCUGCCAGUACCAUCGCCUGGAUGUCCCCCUGCCUUUUGUCUCCCGGGGCCCUCUAACUGUAGAGGAGACACCCAGGGUACAGGGAGGAGCUCAUCCCCAGGGCCUCCUGUUGGCUGAGGACUCAGAGGAGGAAGUAGAUCCUCUUUCUGAAAGGCAUGUGGUGAAAGAACCAAGGACUACAUCUUCCUCUUUGGCAACAGUAGUUCCGGAGAGUGAUGAAGAGGGGCCUUCCCUAGCCCCGGGUGGCCCUGGGCCACCUUUUGCCUUCAACUUGGACAGUGACACAGAUGAGGAAGAAAGUCAGCAACUAGCAGCAGGGGAGCCCUCCUCAGCUGCCAGGAGAGGUGCCAUUGCAGAGACAGAACAGCCUAAAGCAACCACAACUGAAAUCCAACUUGAAAAGGAUCAGUGUUCAGUGAAGGAAAGGGACAAUGACACAAAAGUCAAGAGGGAUGCAAGGAAUGGGGUAGUUCCAGCUGGGGUGAUUCUGGAGAGGAGCCAAUCUGCUGAGGAGGACAGUGACACAGACGUGGAUGAUGAGAGCAGAUCUCCAGGAAGGCCAGCUGAGGUCCAUUUGGAAAGGGCCCAGCCUUGGGGCUUCAUAGAGAGUGAUACCGAUGUGGAAGAAGAGGGGAUCCCCGCUACCCCAGCUGUAGUUCCUAUGAAGAAGAGGCAAAUCUUCCAUGGAGAUGAUGCAAAGAGUCCUGGGGCACCUGGCUUGGCGCAUCUGCAGGAGAGCCCAGCUGGUAGUGAUACAGAUGUGGAGGAGGGUGAGGCCCUACUAACGGUCCCUCUGGAGAGAAGCCAAGCCCCCAUGGUGAUCGACAGCAAUACAGAUGACGAGGAAGAAGUCUCAGCAGCACUCACUUUGGCAUGUCUGAAAGAGAGCCGAGCUCUUACCUGGAACAGAGGUACAGCUAUGGAAGAGGACAAAGCCCAACCUGUCAUCCUUCUGGAGCAAAGCCAAACCUCUGCCGAGAGAGACAGUGACACCGAUGUGGAGGAAGAGGAGCUCCCAAUGGAAAAGAGAGGAAUUGUCCCCAAGGAUCCCACAGAUGGGGCACAUUCAGAAAAGAGCCAACCUCCUCUUGGGGACAGUGAUAGAGAGAUGGAGGAAGAUAAGAGCUCACCUGCAGUCCACCUGGAGAGAAGCCAAGCCUCUGCCACACUGGAUGUCAACACACAAGUGAAGGAGGAAGUCCCACCAGGGCCAGAUGUUACACUUCUGGAGAAGCAUCAGGUACCUGUGGCAUGGACAAAUCAAACAGAUGUGGAAGCAGAAGGGGGCCCAGCAAAGCUGCCUAUGGUGCGUCUAAAGGAAGCCCAGCCUCCUCCAGUUGGGGACUGUGAGGUCACAUCCUUAAGAGCCUCAGCAGUGACAGAUGUAAGAAAGAGCCAGCUUCUCACAGGAGGGGAUACUGGGACAGAGUGUACUGUGGCUGUUCUUAAGCAGGAGAGCGCUCUUGAGGCAGGGGCCCAGGGUGGGUCACCUGUGGCAUUAGUGGAGCAGGGCCUUCUCCCUGUCUCAAGGGAGAACCUAACAGAUCUGGUGGUGGACACAGGCACUCCAGGAGAACCCACUCAGCCACAGAGAGAGGGAGCCCAGACGCCCACAGAAGGGGAGAGAGAACCACAUGUGGAUGGAGCCAAGGACUCUGGAGACGACCAUGAUGAUUCUGAAGAUCUCGACCUACAAGCUACCCAGUGUUUUGUGGCGAAAGAGGGUCAGAGCCUGGCAGCACUCCAGAGCAUGGAGGAUGAACCCACCCAGGCCUUCCUGUUAACUCUACCCCAAGAGCCUGGCCCUUCCCGUUGCAGCUUCCAGGCCGAAGGUGCCCUGGAUGAGCUAUGGGAGGUCUUGGCUACACAGCCAUACUGUCCAAGAGAGUCUGAGUCCUCUGAGACCCAGCCCGUUGCUGGCCACCUUGAGGCCCAUGGAUCUUGCCUCUCUCCACCUAGGGCAACACCAGGAGAACAGCAUCCAGAGAGCCCAGUUCAUGCAGAGCCACUGGGGAUUCAAGGCAGAGAGAUGCAAACUGUGGAGAAAGACAUGGGUACACCAAGGGAAACAGCAGAGAGGGUGACCCCUGAGAGAGGGCCAUUGGAGAGGGCAACCAAGAAACUGCCACUAGAAGGGGAGAGAGAAAAUGUGAUAGGAGAGGAAGAAUUAACCAGAGGGAUACAGGACAGUGAACAAAAGCAGGUGUUAGCUAGAGACACUCAGAGACAAGAUUCUGACGAAAAGGUGACAAGUCCCGAAAGGAAUAUGGAGAGUUUGAAGGUAGAAAUUGAGACACCCGAGGAAAUACAAGAGAAAGAGAGAGAAAAGCAGACUCUUGCAAGAGAAAUAUUUGAGAGAGAAGCAGAGAAACUAGUACCAGAGAGAGUGUGUGAGGCAGGUGGGUUAGAAGUCAAGGUAUCCAAAGUGAUACUAGAGAGAGGCCCUCAAGGAGGGGAGCCGGAGAGAGGGAGCCAGGACCAGAAAGGGAAGGCCUCCAGUCCAACACCAGAGCCUGCGGUGGGGGCGGGGGGCCUUCAGGGACUUGCUGCAGCCACAGUAGCUUCUGGGAGCCAAUCAGGUGGAGGAAGGGGAGUCGCAGUGAGCCCCAGGAGGCAGGAGAGAGGCCACUUGAAUUGCGAGAUGCCACCUGCUGAGAAGGCUUCCAGGGGUGAUCAGGAAUCCCCAGAUGCUUUUCUGCCUCCUGCGGUGCCUGAAGCCUCGGUCCCACUCCAAAACCCCCUCAUCUCUCAGAGCCAAAAGCAAAAUGGGAGUCAGGGAACCCCAGAGAUUCCUUCCACAGAGCUGGAGCCUCUCCACUCAAAACCCAAAGUCAGGCCCCAGGGGUCCUCCAGGUUGACACCCUCUCCAGUUUCUUCUAUAGCCCCUGAGUCCCACCCUACCACCCCAACAGACCAGCCUGUCAGCCCUGAGCCCACAUCUCGGGCCACUCGGAGCAGAACACGUAGGACCUCUGUCAAGACCCCUGAACCAGUUGUCCCCACAGCUCCUGAGCUCCACCCUUCCACCUCUAAAGAACAGCCUGUCACCCCUGAGCCCACAUCUCGGGGCAGGACACAUAGAUCUUCUGUCAAGGCCCCUGAGCCAGUUGUCCCCACAGCUCCUGAGCUGCAACCUUCCACCUCCAAAGACCAAUCUAUCAUCCCCACACCUACAUCUCGGGCCACUCGGGGCAGGACACAUAGGUCCUCUGUCAAGACCCCUGAACCAGUUGUCCCCAUAGCCCCUGAGCUUCAGCCUCCUACCCCCACAGACCAACCUGUCACUGUUGAGCUCACAUCUCGGGCCACUCGGGGAAGGACACAUAGGUCUUCUGUCAAGACCCCUGAACCAAUUGUCCCCACAACCCCUGAACUCCAGCCUUCCACCUCCAAAGACCAGUCUGUCACCACUGAACCCACAUCUGGGGCCACUCAAGGCAGGACACAUAGGUCUUCUGUCAAGACCCCCGAACCAAUUGUCCCCACAGCCCCUGAGCUCCAGCCUUCCACCCCCACAGACCAACCUGUUACCCCUGAGCCCACAACUCCGGCCACUCGGGGCAGGACACAUAGGUCCUCUGUCAAGACCCCCCAACCAAUUGAACCCACAGCCCCUGACCUUGAACCUCCCUCCCCCACAGACCAGCCUGUCACCCCCAAAGGCAUAGCUCAGAGUGGUCAGAGCAGGACACUAAGGUCUUCUACAAUAAGGGCUAUGCCGGUUCCUACCACUCCUGAAUUCCAGUCUCCUGUCCCCACAGACCAACCUAUUCCCCCUGAGCCCAUCCCUCAAGCCAGUCGCAGCAAGAGGCCAAGGGCCACUAGGAAGUAUGGGUCCCUUACAGCUCCCAUUGUCCAUGAACCCUGCUCUGCACCCCCGGAACCUAACUCAAGGAAACAAAGACAAAGAAUAGUGAGAGCAGCUGAGUCCCUUAGAACCAUUCCUGAGCCUGCCUUUGCCCAGCUUCCUGAGGCACCCACGCGUGCUUCCCGGAUCCAAAAGGUAGAGGGAGCAGGUACAUCUGGGUUCACUCCAGAGCCCCAGCCUAAGGCCUCUCAAAGCCGCAAGAGACCUUUAGCUACCCUAGACUUAUCCCCACUUCAAAAACGGCUCCCAAGAGGGAAGGUUCCCCAGAAGACAGCAUUCCUCAAGGAAGAGGAAGAAGAUCCCACAGAGAGGCCAGGGAAGAAGGAGGAUGUAGUGAUUCCAGAACCAGGCAAGAGAAAGAGAGACCAAGCAGAGGAAGAGGGAAUACCAAGCCGCAGCCUCCGACGGACCAAACCUAACCAAGAGUCCACGGCCCCCAAAGUGCUCUUCACAGGAGUGGUGGAUGCUCGAGGAGAGCGGGCUGUGCUGGCCCUGGGCGGAAGUCUGGCCAGCUCCGUGGCAGAGGCUUCUCACCUGGUGACUGAUCGAAUCCACCGGACAGUCAAGUUCCUGUGUGCCCUGGGGCGGGGGAUCCCCAUCCUCUCCCUGGACUGGCUGCACCAGUCCCGCAAGGCUGGUUGCUUCUUGCCCCCGGAUGAGUAUGUGGUGACUGAUCCUGAGCAGGAGGAGAACUUUGGCUUCAGCCUUCGGGAUGCUCUGAGCCGAGCUCGGGAGCGAAGGCUGCUGGAGGGCUAUGAGAUUCAUGUCACCCCUGGAGUCCAGCCACCUCCACCUCAGAUGGGAGAGAUCAUCAGCUGCUGUGGAGGCACUGUCCUACCCAGCAUGCCCCGGUCCUAUAAGCCUCAGAGAGUUGUGAUCACAUGCUCCCAGGACUUCCCUCGAUGUUCCAUUCCAUCUCGGGUCGGGCUGCCCAUCCUCUCACCUGAGUUCCUACUGACAGGAGUGCUGAAGCAGGAAGCCAAGCCAGAGGCCUUUGUCCUCUCCGCUUUGGAAAUGUCAUCCACCUGAAAACCCCACCCCAUUCCUUCCCAGACCAAUAAAUAAAAUGUUAGAAGAUAUUUGGAAGAAAGAACUUAGGGCUAUAGAAAGGAUUGGGAUGUAUUGAUCUGAUUUGUCUUGGAAUAUGGGUGGGGCCAAAAAGGCUUAUGGGUAAAGAGAAAGAUAGAUUGGGAGCCACAGAUUUUCUUAAAUGACCUUUUAAAAUUGGCUAAUCCCAUGCUCAGAUAUCUUGAGCAGCUCUCAUCUUUACUUAGUCUGAUGUGCUUAUUGCUUUGUGGCACACAUGGUGUCCUGCCUCCCAUUAGGAAGCCAUCUCUCUUCCUCUUUUCUUACUGGGAUUCUCUCUUGUCCUCCGAAAGACAGUGGAAACAAUUUUAGUGUCAGGAACUUGAAGGGAUGCUUGGAGUGAGUAAGCGUGAGGGUGGAGUUAUGGAAUGCUACUAAAACGUCGUCUUCUCCUCUGGCCCCAUCUUGUUAGAAGCGCCCUUUAGCUUUGACUUUGAGCAAAUCUCUGCACUUUUCUGGCCUGCUAUUCCAGUCUUUAUAAAAUUAGAGUUUAGACUUAUCCUCUGUGAUAAAUAAAUAUUCACUCUGUGCCUUA
Ceratotherium simum simum (southern white rhinoceros) is the source of this 6615-nucleotide messenger RNA. The record is from RefSeq and is a predicted model, not a curated record. Lineage: Eukaryota; Metazoa; Chordata; Mammalia; Perissodactyla; Rhinocerotidae.